This is a messenger RNA of Archocentrus centrarchus (flier cichlid), 1368 nucleotides long. RefSeq names its product sodium channel protein type 4 subunit alpha B-like. The record is from RefSeq and is a predicted model, not a curated record. Gene Ontology annotation, cellular component: voltage-gated sodium channel complex; plasma membrane. Lineage: Eukaryota; Metazoa; Chordata; Actinopteri; Cichliformes; Cichlidae. Gene Ontology annotation, molecular function: voltage-gated sodium channel activity. The coding region runs from base 1 to 1368 and encodes 455 amino acids. Gene Ontology annotation, biological process: membrane depolarization during action potential; neuronal action potential; sodium ion transmembrane transport. The transcript is spliced from 10 exons.
AUGGCAUCUCUUCUGCCCCCUGUUGGUUCUGAGAUUUUCAAACGAUUCACACCAGCAUCACUGGAGGAAAUCCAACGACGCCAUGAAGCUGAAGAAAAGGAACAUCAGAUAAGGAAAGAGAACAAUAUUGAGAUUGCAGAGGAAGAUCUUCCUAAACCAGUUAGUGACCUGGAGGCUGGGAAACCCCUUCCCCUUAUAUAUGGAGACCCACCUCCUGAGUUUCUCAACACCCCAUUGGAGGAUCUGGAUCCUUUCUACCAAUCACAGAAGACCUUCAUUGUGCUCAGUAAAGGAAACAUCAUCUACAGGUUUAAUGCUGAGCCUGCCUGUUACCUCCUGAGUCCAUUCAACCCACUGAGGACCUUAGCCAUCAAGAUCCUCAUUCAUUCAUUAUUCAGUCUGUUCAUCAUGGUGACGAUUCUGAGCAAUUGUGUCUUUAUGACAAUGAGCAACCCUCCAGCAUGGAGCAAGACAGUCGAAUACGUGUUCACAGGCAUCUACACAUUUGAGGCAACAACCAAAGUUUUGUCUCGAGGAUUCUGCAUUGGAGAAUUCACCUUCCUCAGAGACCCGUGGAAUUGGCUGGACUUCAUGGUCAUCAGCAUGGCGUAUUUGACAGAAUUUGUGGAUUUGGGAAAUGUUUCUGCAUUGAGGACAUUCAGAGUUCUUCGAGCCCUCAAAACCAUUACUGUCAUCCCUGGUCUGAAAACGAUUGUUGGAGCCCUCAUCCAAUCAGUGAAGAAACUGGCUGAUGUCAUGAUCCUGACAGUUUUCUGCCUCAGUGUCUUUGCUCUGAUUGGUCUUCAGCUUUUCAUGGGAAACCUGAGGCAAAAAUGCGUCCUGAUGCUGCCACCAUUGCAUAGCAACCACACGGCAGAUAUCAACCUUAAUGCCAGUUUCCAUAUCAAUGACACUCACAACAACAAUACAGGAAGCAGUGUCUUUGAUUUCUAUGAGUAUAUCAACAACCCAGAGAACCAUUACUAUCUUCCUGGUCAUCUUGAUGCUCUGCUGUGUGGAAACAGCUCUGAUGCUGGGGUUUGUCCAGAUGGUUACAUCUGUAUGAAGGCAGGGAGAAACCCAAACUACGGCUAUACCAGCUACGACACAUUUGGCUGGGCAUUCCUGGCUUUGUUCAGACUCAUGACUCAGGACUUCUGGGAAAAUCUGUUCCAGCUGGAACAUCCGGUGGCGUUGGGAGACUGGGUCCUGGUCAGAGUGAUUAAGAAGAAGUGCUGGAACCAACCCCGGUGGGACGGACCCUACAAAGUACUACUGACCACACCAACUGCAGUCAAAAUAGCAGAGAGAUCCACGUGGAUACACCUCAGCCAUUGCAAAAGGAUUGAGCCAAUCAACGCUGAGUAG